Messenger RNA from Delphinapterus leucas (beluga whale), 6364 nucleotides. Lineage: Eukaryota; Metazoa; Chordata; Mammalia; Artiodactyla; Monodontidae. The record is from RefSeq and is a predicted model, not a curated record.
AUGCUGCGGCUUGUCGUGUGGUCGGCCGAGAUUAGCCCACCCCUGAGCCCCCCACCCAGAUCCUGCGUGUCCGUGUACUUCAGAGAUGUCAAGAGGACAACUCAUGAGGUGGAAGGCAAUCACCCCAUAUGGAACGAGACCCUCAUCUGGUACCUCUGGAACCGCCCCCUGCAAAAGGACUCUUUCCUGCAAAUCACCCUUCGGGACAUGGGCUCAGUAAAGACGGAAAGGUUCAUUGGCCUGGCCACAAUACUGCUCAAGCCCUUGGUGAAUAAACCAAGUAAGAUCCUUUUCGUGAAGGACCUGACCCUGCUCAACCAUUCCAUGAUGCCCACAGAUUGCACUCUCACCCUACAGGUGGCCCUUAUGACCUACAAGGAUAUCGAGAAGAUAGGUGAUGAAGACCACCUGGCCAUAAUGGCACAAGAGGUGGCCAGGCAGAAACGGAUGUUUCCCAGCUCCGCUGUACACAAGGCUCUGUCCCCAAAGCCUCAGCACUUCCAGGUCCGAGUGAAGGUGUUUGAAGCACGGCAGCUCAUGGGCAAGGACAUCAAGCCGGUGGUGAAGGUGGUCAUCGGAGGCUACCAGCACCACACGCGGAUCAAGAUGGGAAAUAACCCUUUCUUCAAUGAGAUCUUCUUUCAGAAUUUUUAUGAGGUUCCUGCAAAAUUCUUCGAUGACACCAUCUUAAUCCAGGUGAUGAAUUCCUCAGUGAUGAGAUUCAAUGCAGAGAUCGGGAGAUUCCAAACAGAUAUUGGGUUCAUCUACAACUCUCCAGGUCACACACUCCUGAGGAAAUGGCUUGGUCUCUGCCAGCCAAAUGAACCCAGCAGUGGUGUGAGAGGCUACCUGAAAGUCACCAUCUCUGCCCUCGGUGUGGGAGACCAGGCACCGGUAGAUCAAAAGCUGACCUAUAGGGCUGAUGACACUGACAUUCAGAUCUUCAAGUCAUCGGUGGUGCCCAUCAAUAUGGCCUACUUACAAUUCUUCAUCUACUGCGCCGAGGAUCUCCACCUCAAGAAACACCACUUAGUGAGUCCUAUGUUGGAGGUGGAACUAAUUGGGGAAAAGCUCAAGACACACGUGCGGAUGCAAACCGAGAGCCCGAUAUGGAACCAGAUCCUGACCUUCCAGAUUCAGCUGCCCUGCCUCUCCAGCUACAUCAAGUUCAGAGUCUUGGACUGCCCCGGGAACAAGUGCCAUGAUGAGAUCGGGACGGUCAGCCUGUCCCUCAACCAGAUCUCUUCCACUGGAGCAGAAAUAGAAGGCAUGUACUCUGGCUUCCUCCCCUGCUUUGGCCCCAGCUUCCUGACUCUCCGUGGGGGUAAAAAGGCCCCUUUCAGGAUCAAGGAGGAAGACGCUACUAUUCCCAACAUUGUUAAGGAUGGUUUAGCUUAUCGAGGCCGAGUCUUCCUGGAGUUAAUCACCCACGUCAAGUCCCGCCAAGAUGCUAUGAUGAAGGAUCUCUCCCGAGAUGUCAUCAGCGUAGAGAAGCACCAGAACCGCCAAAAGUAUGGACUGUGCGUCAUCUUCCUUUCCUGUACCAUGAUGCCCAACUUUAAGGACCUGAUACAAUUCGAGGUCAGCAUUGGUCACUAUGGAAACAAGACGGACCUGAGUUACAAGCCUCUCGUCUCCACCACACAGUACAGCCAAGUGAUAUAUGAUGGGAACAUCUACCAUUAUGUGCCCUGGUACAACACCAAGCCCGUCGUGGCCGUGACCUCCUACUGGGAGGACGUCAGCUUCCGCAUGAACUGCCUCAACCUCCUCCAGUUCACUCGGGACCGCCUGAAAGCCAAUCUGGACACCCUGAAAUCCAUGAGGAAUCCAAGGGACCCGGCUCUGCUCCCCCAGUGGGAGAAACUGCUGAGGGAGCUGAUGGAGGACUGCAGGUGCCCACUGCCCUGCAUGGCUGAUCAGCCCAAAGCAACCGACCUGGACAAGAAGAGGUGGCAGCUCCGCAGCCUCCUUCUGCAGGAGCUGGCCCGGAAGGCCAAGGAAGCCCAGCCCAGGGACAUGGUGGCCACCGUGGAGGGCUGGCUGUACCGCCUCAAUGCCGUGCUCCCCGAGCCCCAGACAAACCUCCCGGAUGUGAUGAUCUGGCUGAUGUCCCGGGAGCAGCGAGUGGCCUAUGCACAGGUGCCCGCCCACACCAUCCUGUUCUCCCCGACCGGGGACCGGCACUCCGGCAGGUUCUGUGGGAAGACACAGACCCUCUUCCUGCAGUACCCAGAGGGUGAAGGAAAGAAGGACACGCUCCCAGCCCAGCUCCGGGUCUGCAUGUGGCUCGGCAACGUGACCGACAGCAAGGAUCUGCAGCUGCUCUGCCAGGGCGAAGUGGUCGUGUCCGCGGAGACGUAUGAGAAUCAGGCCAAGUAUAAGGACCAGUGGGGACAGCAGUGGCUGCAGCACUGCCCCAGCUUCUCGGACGUCACGGGGCACAAAGCCCUCCCCAAGGAAGAUUUCAAGGAGCCCCAUGGAUGGCACUGGCAGGGGUCAUGGACAGUUGAACCUCAGCGGAGGCUCCUCCUGGACACAGACAUCAACAAGAGCCAGGUGCUUGAGGAGGUGUAUGAGAACCAGCGCCGGGACACCACGGGGGCCUGGGUGCCUGCCGCCAUCCCCAACACAGACGUGAACGGAGAACCCGUGGAGGCCCGGGAGAAUGUGAAGUGCCCCCAAGGCUGGCACGCGAAGAAGAACUGGGCUGUGGAGCUGAACCACGCAGUGGACAGUGAAGGCUGGGAGUACGGAGUGGGCAUCCCGCCCUCGGGGCUGCCCCAGGUCUGGAACUCGGUGGAGAAGACCUACUACUCCUGCCGCCGCCGGCGCUGGGCGCGCGUGCGCUACCGGGACCACGGGAGGCUGAGCCACGAGCAGGAGACCCUGUCUUUCCUGCAGCUGGUGAGGGGCCGCCUGGACGAGGAAGGCUGGGAGUACGGUGUCUUCGGCUCCAAGUUCCACCUGAACCCUCAGCCCCAGAGCCAGUUCCGCCGCCGCCGCUGGCACCGCAGGCUGGCCCCCAACAAGGUCAAGGGCAUUGCACCCAUAUUCCUCCUGGAGGGAUCCUUGAGUCUAGAUACGAAACAGCAAGCUAAGAAGGAAGCGGACAUGGUGUCGUCGACACAGAGACUGGACAGAAUCAGGAGCUCCUGGAGGGCUCCCCCAGAGAUCACCCAGCCACCCAACCUGCCCUUCAUCUACUGCAUCUUCAACAAGCCCCACUACUACCAGCUCUUCUGCUACAUCUACCAGGCCCGGAACCUGAUGUCCAACCACAUCCAGACAUUCCAGGCGCCCUUCAUUCGGUUGGUCUUCUUGAACCACAGCCAGUGUACCCAAACCCUGAAGAGCUCUGCAGCCCCUACGUGGGCCCAGACGCUCAUCUUCCAGCACCUCCUCCUGUACGAGAACCCCCAGGACACCAAAGAGAGCCCACCACUCGUGGUGUUGGAACUGUGGCAGCGGGACCCCCAGGGCAAUGAGAGCUUGUGGGGACGGAGUAUGUGGUCACCGGUGGUCUGGCUGGAUGUCCAAAAACGGAUCCUGCCCCCCAUGAGGUGGCACCCCCUUGUAAAAGGGUUGGAGGAGGAAGAGGGCGAGAUCUUGGCAUCCUGUGAGCUGAUCCUCGAGACUGAGGUGCUGGGAGAGAGGGACCCGCUGGGACAGCUGCCAAUCUUAAGUGUUCCCUGGAAGAGUGGGAUCUACAUCCUCCCCAAGAGCAUCCAGCCCACGCUAAGGAAAAUGGCUAUUGAGAUGCUGGUCUGGGGCCUUCGGAACAUGAAGCAGGUGCAUUCGCCCCGGCUCCUGGUGGAAUGCUGGGAAGAGUCCGUGCAGACAGAGCCCAUCAGGGACUUCCAGACCAAUCCCAACUUCACCCAGUCAACCCUCUUCCUCACGCUGUACAUGCCUACGGAUGAGGCCUUCGCGCUGCCCCUGGUGCUGAAGGUGGUGGACAACCAGGACUUCGGCCAGGAGACCGUGGUGGGUCAGGCCAACGUUGACUCCCUGCAGCCCUACUUCUGUGACCCCUGGGCUGAGGACUACAUGCCCCCACGGCCUCCAAUGCUGUCUGUGAAGAAGUACCAGGAGCUCCUAGGUUACCUUUAUGAAAAGUUCUGGUUCAAGUCCAGCAACGCUGAGGAUGAACACGACCAGGAAGUGGACUGGUGGAGCAAGCUGUUCUGGGCCACAGGAGAUGCUCCCCUGUCCCUAAAGUACAAGUACAAAGAGUAUCACACCCUGAAGGUAUACGACUGCGAGCUGGAGGCCGUGCCAGCCUUCCAGGGCCUGCAGGACUUCUGCCAGACCUUCAGACUCUACCAAGAAUGGCCCAAGCUGGACAGCCCUGUGGUAGGGGAGUUCAAGGGCCAAUUCCGUGUCUACCCCUUUCCUGAGAAUCCAGACACCCCCAAGCCCCCUCGCCAGUUCCUGCCUUGGCCUAAGAAAGAGGACUUCCCUCAGCAGUGCUUGGUGCGGGUGUACGUGGUGCGAGCAGCCAACCUGCAGCCCCAAGACACCAACGGCCUGUGUGACCCUUAUGUGAUCCUGAAACUGGGAGAGACAAAGCUUGGCAACCGGGACAAGUACCAGCCCAACACUCUGGACCCCAUCUUUGGCGUGAUGUUUGAAAUGAGCUGCACCAUCCCCCUGGAGAAGGACCUAGAGAUCCAGCUGUAUGACUUUGACCUAUUUUCACCCGAUGAUAAGAUUGGAACCACAGUCAUUGACCUUGAAAACCGACUCCUGUCUGGCUUUGGAGCUCGUUGUGGGCUCUCCAAAUCUUACUGCCAGUCAGGGCCCUUUAGGUGGCGGGAUCAGAUGCCCCCAAGCCUGCUCUUGGAACACCAUGCCAGGCAGAAAGGACUGCCUCCGCCUCUGUUCAGCCCUGAGGAUGACUCUGCGUUUUACAAUGGGAAAAAAUUCAGACUGCAAAGCUUUGAGCUGAAGCCCCCUACUGCUCGCUUUUUGGGAUCUAAGAAAGAACGCCUUGCGCUGUACCUCCUGCACACCCAGGGACUGGUACCUGAGCACAUGGAGACCCGCACGCUGUACAGCGACAGCCAGCCGGGCAUCGACCAGGGAAAGGUGCAAAUGUGGGUGGACAUCUUCCCCAAGAAGCUUGGGCCUCCUGGCCCCCCAUUCAACAUUAGGCCCAGAAAGCCUAGAAGGUAUGAGCUGCGCUGCAUCAUCUGGAAAACUGCCCACAUGGACCUGAAGGAGAACAGUUUAAGUACCGAGAGGAUGAGCGACGUCUAUGUCAAAGGGUGGUUAUUUGGGCUGGAGAAGGACAUGCAGAAGACAGAUGUCCACUACCACUCCCUGACGGGGGAGGGCAUCUUCAAUUGGCGGUUCAUCUUCACCUUGGACUACCUGGCAGCAGAGCAAGCGUGCGUCUUGAGUCAGAAGGACUACAUAUGGAGCCUGGACCCCACGGUGAUGAAGUUCCCAGCCCGGCUCAUCAUCCAGAUCUGGGACAAUAACAUCAUCUCCGCGGAUGACUUCCUAGGGGUCCUAGAGCUGGAUUUGUCUGACAUGCCCCUCCCGGCCCGGCGCGCCAAGCUAUGCUCCAUCAGGAUGAUGGAUGCUGACCCCAAGUGGCCUCACUUCCUCCAGUACAAGCACUGCUCCCUCUUUAAGAUGAAGACUGUAAGCGGCUGGUGGCCUUGCCAGGUCCUCGAUGGCGGCAAAUGGCGCUUGUCGGGUAAAGUGAAGAUGACCCUGGAGAUUUUGACAGAGAAGGAAGCCUUAAUCAAGGCAGCAGGAAGAGGCCAGUCGGAACCCAACCAAUACCCUACACUCCAUCCUCCCCUACGCACCCAUACCUUGCUCAUGUGGUUUCGGUCACCCAUUACAAGGUUCAUCCAUGUUUUCUGGAAACGCUACCGCUUCAAAUUCAUAGCCAUCUCAAUCAUCCUGCUUAUAGGGCUUCUGCUGUUCAACUUUAUCUAUUCAGCUCCGAACUAUUUGGCCAUGAGCUGGGUCAAGCCUGAACUUCGGCUGAACGCUCCCAUUCAAAUAUAUGCCAAAAUCAUCAAUUCACUAAACACCAGCAACGCCAACCCUUCCAACCUCGCCACUCCCAUCAGAACCUGAAAUCUACAACAGGCCAGAAGCUGAAACUCCUCCAGGGACACAUAAAUCACCUGUGAGCUAUCUUCCCAGAACUUCCAGCCCCGCCAGACUAAUCCCCCCCGUGUCUGCCAGGCUUCUCUCCUGCCCAUCCACAGCACUACCCUUGGGCUUCCUACCAGUUCCUUGUUUCCGGGGUCUAGGGAUAUUUUGACCAUUCUGUUCAGACCACUUCCAACAAGAAGGGCAGAGUUGUAAUUUUCCACUGAAAUAAACAACUUUUGUAACG